Lasiosphaeria miniovina is the source of this 693-nucleotide messenger RNA. RefSeq lists its product as uncharacterized. Gene Ontology annotation, molecular function: oxidoreductase activity, acting on the CH-OH group of donors, NAD or NADP as acceptor. The transcript has 3 exons. The coding region runs from base 1 to 693 and encodes 230 amino acids. The record is from RefSeq and is a predicted model, not a curated record. NCBI's taxonomy places the organism in Eukaryota, Fungi, Ascomycota, Sordariomycetes, Sordariales, Lasiosphaeriaceae.
AUGGCAUCGGCCCAGGGCAAGACAGCCAUCAUCACCGGCGCGGCCGGCGGCCUCGGCAAGGCCAUUGCCGGCGCCUUUCUUGCCGCCGGAGCCAACGUCGUCAUCUGCGAUGUCCACGCCCAGCGCAUCGCCGCCGUCCUCGUCACGCAGACCGACGUCACCGACGAGGCCGCCGUCGUGGCCCUUGUCGCUGCCGCCGUGGCCAAGUUCGGCCGCGUCGACGUGCUGGUGAACAACGCGGCCAUCAUGGACGACUUUGCGCCCGUGGGCGACUGCUCCAAGGCGAGGUUCCAAGUGCUCAACAUCAACCUCAACGGGCCCUACCUCACAUCUAAAGCAGCCGUCGGCUACUUCCGCGGCUUCACGUCGGGCGCCGCCUACACCGUGUCCAAGGCCGGCGUCAUGGCGCUGACCAAGAAUACGGCUGGCUACUACGGCCCCAAGGGCAUCUACGCCGUCGCCCUGCUGCUAGGCGCCAUGGAGGGCACCAACAUCCGCGACGCCUUCUCCCAGACCCUGCACAUGGACAUGUUCCAGCGCGUCCAGGCCUCGCAGACCCCCUUCGUGCCCAGCCAGGCCGCCGUCCCUGUGGCUGCUGUCGCAAAGUACUGCCUCUUCCUGACCGACGCCGACAUCGCCGCCGGCGCCAACGGGUCGUGCGUCGUCUUUAAUGGCAACUGGCCCGAGGCGUAG